Molecule: messenger RNA, 2244 nt
Organism: Chara braunii
Lineage: Eukaryota; Viridiplantae; Streptophyta; Charophyceae; Charales; Characeae
Source: the annotation of a GenBank genome assembly
GGGGAGUCAGCGAGGGUAGUCUCGCCAGGGUGGUCGACAUGGGAAGGGCAAAGCGCCGCCAGCAUGAGCCUGCCGCGGACCAUGUGCAGGACACAUUCAGGGUCCGCUCCCCUGUGUAUCGGUACCAGGUUGUCGGCCAGAAGGUCGACAACAAGGGGGUCAUGAUGCUUCAUCGCACGUUUUGCAACAAAGUUUUCCAAGGGACCCAAUUUCAGGCCACGAGGCACUUCACACAGACAAAGUACAAGAAAGACGUCAGCGACGAGGCGUUGUACGAGAUCGCGCGACGGACUCAACAGAAGUUUGAGGCCAAUCAGAUGGAGAGGGUUGCCAGGUAUGCAGCGGAGCGCGGACUCGAUGUGCCCGACACUGGUGGUGCAAGGGGAGGAGAGGCGGGGCGGCGUCCGGUGGAGGGUGGGGUCGAGGGAGAUGGUGGGCAUGAUGCGCCAGACCCCCCUUUGGGGGGUGGAGGCGGUGAGACGGAGGAGGGCGUGAUCCACGUCGAUCGUGAGGCGCGUGGCCCAGGCGAGGAGGGAGUCCCGGAACACGAGGACGUGCCAGAUUCCCCGCACGCUGUGCUCCCCAACCACUGCGAGAUUGUGAUCAUGCGGGAGGUGGAGACCCACCGUGCGGAGCUGGCGGAGGAGUUGGAGGAGGUGAGGCAGCCAUUCUGGGUGACUGGUGUCACCCUCCUCUCCGAUGGGAGAAAAUCACGAGACGGGAGACCGAUCGUGAAUUUCCUUGCCGCUGGCUCGCGAGGGGUCAUCGUGUACACGACGAUCAAUCGAGAGGGCGAGCCGGACGAUGCAGAGCACGUCCUUCGGAGACGUGCUUGCAUUUUUCGUCCCUACCCCAGGGAGGACGACUCGGACGAGGAGCCGGUACCCAAGGCGGCAGAUGACCCUGCGCUCCGCAUUCCCCGCGAGAUCGACGAGACGCACGAGGAUGCCGACUCCGAGAAGAUGAGGGCACACACUGCACGACAGGCGGCGAGCCAGGCAAAGAGGGAGAUGCUAGGGGGAGACGAGGAGUUUUGGGGCCCAUUCGAGGAGGUCGCUUCCACGGGCGGCCCAGAGGCACAGGCGACGACCCCCACUUCGACGAGGUGGGAGUCGUCCAUGCCGCCACCUCCUACUCCGAGUCCUGCACCACCGUCGUCUGUCUCGCCACUUCAGCCGGCCACGGCAACGGCGGACAGGGAGGAGUUGGGGUCCUCUUUGCCUCAGUGCGGACUUCUCCAUAGAGGCGGGGCGGUCCGCCAGCUGAGGUUACGAUCACCUUCCCCGGGGAUAUUGCAGGAGGAGGGGGCACCGUCGACAGCGGCAGUGCAGAUGGGGAUGGCACCAGCGGCGGUGGCGGAUGUGAUGGUCGCAGUCGUGGUGGACGAGAUAGCAGCAGCAGCAGCAGUGCUGGAGGAGAUGGCAGCAGCAGUGCUGGAGGAGGAGGCACCAACGGAAGGAGGAGCAGCAGCAGUGGAGGGGCAGGUGGCAGCAGCAGGAGGAGCAGCUGGAGGAGCAGCAGCAGUGGAGCUGGAGGGGGCAGCAACAGUGGAGGAGGAGGAAGCACCGUCGGCAGCUGCAAUGGAGGGGGGGGGGGCAAGACCCGUGGAGGAGGAGAUAGCCGCACAUGCGGAGGUGACGACCGCGGCGAGGGAGGUACCGGCAUCAGCUUGUGAGCCUCAGCGAGGUCGCGGCAGAGGAGUGUCCAGUGAGAGCUUGGAGCACGCUCUGAGAGCAGUGACGCAUGUCGUGCAGGAGCGGACUCCACGCAAGCGUGGAGUGCCUCAUCGUCCACGCCUUGUGCCUGCAGAGGGAGGCGCUGCACUUGGAGAGAGUUCGGGGGCGGAGGGGUUGGGGAUGCCUCAUGGAUCUCGUCGUGAGCAGACCGUUGCAGAGGCUAGUGCGAGGGUUGUUGUGUUAAGGAAGGGAGGAGGCCCAGUCACCAUCGAGAAGGAUGAUCCUGAUACGGAUGCGGCUGUGCGGGAGGCGGAAGAGGACUAUAAGGGCGAGGAGGAGGGAGAGGAGAAGAGCAGGAGCGGUUCCGAUGGUGAUGACGAUAACGACUACGAUGAGCCCCCAUCUCCAUCAAGACCCCCACCGACGCGUGCAUCUACACGCUCCGAUGCGCGGACUUCUUAAUCCUCACGAGGGAGGAAGAGGUCAACAUCCGACACUCAAGGGGGUACGAGGAGACAGAGCGGGAAGGGGAAGAAGGGUCGUUGACCGAUGAGGCCAACACUCCGCU